Molecule: messenger RNA, 2004 nt
Organism: Alternaria ethzedia
Lineage: Eukaryota; Fungi; Ascomycota; Dothideomycetes; Pleosporales; Pleosporaceae
Exons: 2
Coding region: 1-2004 (667 amino acids)
Biological process (GO): photoreactive repair
Molecular function (GO): damaged DNA binding; FAD binding; deoxyribodipyrimidine photo-lyase activity
Source: RefSeq, a predicted model, not a curated record
AUGUCCAGCCGCAUUCCUCGCAUCUUGCUCUAUGUACUCAGUCGCGACGUCCGCCUUUCAGACAAUCCUGCCUUCCAUGCCGCCUCCCUCCACGCCGCGCGCCCAACUUCCGCGAGAAACUCUCCAAACGGUGACAGACGGCACCGCGAUGACUCGUUGACCUCGGAACACGGCGGCGCAAACUUUACGCACCUCUUACCCGUAUACGUUUUUCCCGCCAACCAAAUCGAAGUGUCCGGCUUCCUCUCCUCCCCAACCGACAAAAGCCCGUAUCCUGAGGCGCGCAGUGAGGUGGCCAAAGUAUGGCGGACAGGACCCCAUCGCGUGCAAUUCAUAGCGGAUGGCGUGUGGGAUCUCAAGGAAAAGAUCGCGGGGCUGAAUUGCGGUUCUGGACUGGAGAUGCGCGUGGGCAGAACGCCUGAGGUGGUUUCCGACAUACUCGACUGGUAUGCCAAAGGCGAGCACGAGGGCAAGAUUAGCGGCAUCUGGAUGACCGCCGACGACAACACAGAAGAGAAGAAGGAGGUAGACAGCGUAAAGAAACUCGCAGAGGAGCAUGGGGUAGAUUUCAAGGCCUGGGCCGACGAGAAGUACUACAUAGACGAUCGCGAUUUACCCUACGACAAGAUCUCCGACCUACCAAAUGUGUAUACCUCAUUCCGGAAAGGACUCGAACCACUGCGCGACCGACCUCGCCAAACUCUACCCACGCCGUCUCAACUUCCACCGCUACCGCCGAGCAUACCGCCCCAAAAACAACCAUUUACCAUACCUUCGUCUUUGGAAAAGCUGAAGAGAGUUUUGAUGUCUCCACUGGAGCACGAUAAAACAUAUACCCUGACCUGGCCACCACAAUGGCCCACCGAUGCUCAGUCAGCGCAUCCUUUCUCGGGAGGAGAAACUGCUGGUCUGGAUCGCAUAAACCAUCUUAUCAGCUCUGGGGCUAUGAGCUCGUACAAGGAGACACGAAACGGCAUGCUUGGUCUCGAUUUCAGCACUAAGCUUUCAGCCUACCUUGCUCAAGGUCACAUCACCGCCAGGCAGGUCCAUUGGGCGAUGCUCGAUUUUGAGGAAGGGCGUGGCCCUGGCGAAAAGAUAGCUGGCUACGGAAAGGGUGAGAAUGCCGGAACAGCAGCUGUACGUUUCGAGCUGUUAUGGAGAGACUACAUGCGACUUUGCAUGAGAAAGUUUGGACAUAAGAUGUUCAGUCUAUACGGCAUCCAAGAUCGCGGUACCAAAGGCAACAAGGGAGAGUCGCAAACAAAGAAGUGGAAACGACUAGACAAGUCUGGUGGUGCUGGGGACGAUCCAGCCAAGACGCUUGAAUCUUUCCAACGAUUCCGUUCUGGACGCACUGGAGUCGGUCUCAUCGACGCGUCAAACCGCGAACUCUUCGUCACCGGGUACACGUCGAACCGCGCGCGGCAAAACGUCGCCUCUUUCCUGUCGUCACACCUGAACAUAGAUUGGAGAGUCGGAGCCGAGUGGUACGAAUGCUUCCUCGUGGACUACGACCCCGCUAGUAACUGGGGCAAUUGGCAAUACGUCGCCGGUGUCGGCAACGACCCACGGCAAGGCCGCGUCUUCAACCCCGUCAAACAAGCGCUCGACUACGACAAGCACGGCGAAUACAUCAAAGCAUGGGUACCGGAACUACGAGGCAUCAAGUUGACACGAACGGUCGGUCCCGGAAAGGAAGAAAUAGACCAACAACGAUUGAUGGGUCUCUACCAAGCCUGGAAGCUCAGUGAUUGGGAGAAGCAGAACUUGGGUCUGAAGGGCGUUGACUGGGUCGAACAGCCGCUCACUAGGAUACAAUUCCAGGUUGGCCGCGGACGUGGUGGCGGUGGACAAGACGGGAGGUCGAAACGAGGCGGUGGAGGCGGAGGCGGAGGCAUGCCUUGGCGGGGGAGAGGAGGAGGAGGUCGUGGCCAGGGUCCUGAUCGCAACUCUCGACGUAGAGACGAUGAUGGCCCUACCAUUGUGAGCAGUGAGCGAGCUUGA